UUUCAGACAGACCCAGAUCCAGACUGACAGCAGGAACAACAACUGUGUCAGUAGGAGACAGAGUGACACUGAGCUGCUCUGUGGAGAAAUCUGCUGGUUGGAAAUAUGAGUGGUUCAGAAGAACCUCACACACCUCUGAAUACAGAAUCAAUGAUGGAGAAAAUGGAAACAUCAGAGUCUCACAAGGAGGAAUCUACAGAUGCAGAGGAUUUAGAGGAGAACCAGCCGUCUACUCUGAUAAAAGUGAUGAAGUCACCAUUAACAUAACCUUUUCCAACAAAGUGAGUGUGACCCAAAAACCCAGCUGGUCUCAGAUGUUCAGAGGAGAGACGAUCACUCUGACAUGUGAGGUUCAGGGAGGUGAAGGAGUUCAGUGGGAGUAUGAAUGGAGAACACCUCAGUCACAGACAUUCAGGACAAACAGGAAAGACUGGACAUUCACAGCUUCCAUCAGUGGAGACUACAGCUGUAAGAGCAGACCCACAGAUGAUUCCUAUUCUGCUACAAAGUGGAGUGAAGCUGUCAGAGUAUCUGUUUCAGCUCACAAACCAAAGGCUGAACUGAAGAUCACAGAGUCUCCAGCAGGGGAAAGAGUGAACCUGUACUGUUCAGUCAAACCUUCAUCAUCUGGUUGGAGUUUCUUCUGGUUCAGAGGAGAGAAACCCUCCAAACCACUGACCACACAAGAUGCUGUUUGCCUUUCAAAUGGACAAAUCAGUGUCUCACACGGAGGAGUUUACAGAUGCAGAGGAGGAAGAGGAGAACCAGUUUAUCACACAGAGUUCAGUGAUCCAAUCACUGUUGAUGACAAACCCAGACUGACAGCAGGAACAACAACUGUGUCAGUAGGACACAGAGUGACUCUGAUCUGCUCUGUGGAGAAAUCUGCUGGUUGGAAAUAUGAGUGGUUCAGAAGAACCUCACACACCUCUGAAUACAGAAUAUAUGAUGGAGAAAAUGGAAACAUCAGAGUCUCACAAGGAGGAAUCUACAGAUGCAGAGGAUCUAGAGGAGAACCAGCGGUCUACUCUGAUAAAAGUGAUGAAGUCGCCAUCAACAUAACAUGUGAGUGA
Molecule: messenger RNA, 1073 nt
Organism: Oryzias melastigma (Indian medaka)
Lineage: Eukaryota; Metazoa; Chordata; Actinopteri; Beloniformes; Adrianichthyidae
Product: leukocyte immunoglobulin-like receptor subfamily A member 2
Biological process (GO): cell surface receptor signaling pathway
Molecular function (GO): transmembrane signaling receptor activity
Source: RefSeq, a predicted model, not a curated record